This is a messenger RNA of Fopius arisanus, 4666 nucleotides long. RefSeq names its product hedgehog signaling protein (gene hh). Bases 2000 to 3391 code for a protein of 463 amino acids. Gene Ontology annotation, biological process: regulation of gene expression; protein autoprocessing; intein-mediated protein splicing. The transcript has 3 exons. Gene Ontology annotation, molecular function: patched binding; calcium ion binding. The record is from RefSeq and is a predicted model, not a curated record. NCBI's taxonomy places the organism in Eukaryota, Metazoa, Arthropoda, Insecta, Hymenoptera, Braconidae.
AGACGGUUUCAAUGUCGAAGGUUCAAGGAAUAGGUAAUUUAUGCCUUAGAAACAUCAGAGGUUCACCGAAUAACAUAUAGCCCUGGGAUAAUGUAUAGAGAUUCAAGAAGAUUAGAUUAGCAGCUUCAAGGAAAGAAGUGAAUCUUCUUCGAAGAGUGCCCAAUCGUUCUCCAAGUUAUCCGUGAUUGCUUCAAUCACAAUGAGUUAUAAAUUGGUGCGAGUUAUCGCUGGAUUUUUAACAGUUCGCAAUCAGAGGUGAUGGAGUGCUUUAAUGAGGUCGAGGAAUAUUCGGUAGAGACGGAAAAAUAAAAAUGCUUUUUAAAAAUAAUUCAGGUGGAAGGGAGAGCUUUUGGAAAGUCUGCGCAGACUUGAAUAUUCAGGAAAGGGGUAAUUCUGAUGAAAAUGGAGGAAACCGGAUUUCAAAUGAACGAAAUGCUCGGUGAUUUCGAAGAAGGAAAUUAAUGUUCCUAAAGGGGUAAUAGAAUCCUCUUAAAAAUACUCUCUCCUUCCGUAAAAUCAAAGAUUUUUUUGUAACGGAAGCCUAAGGAUGUUCUAAGAACAGUACUAGAAACUAUUGAACGUAACAUUAACAUAAGGGGAGUGGAUAUCUAAAACCGGUGAUUCGAUGAAUGUGAAAAAAAUUUGACGUUUUGACAAACUGCAAGUCGUUGAGAAAUAUUGCUAAAGCGAUGAAUCUCAUCAGACGACAGACUACCCCAAAUAAAUAAUGCCCUACGGCACUCUGAAGGCAUAAUCUCCACACGGCCUAACAAAUUCAAAUGAAUCAAAGACAAUUCCCGUAAAAUGAUAGUUGAUAAUACCAAAGAUGUGACAUGUGACAGUGACAUGGGCUUGGAGAAAGAACUCUAGAAAAAUUAAAGAGGUGCUCCCUCGGAGAUCAUAACAAAUGACUCAUUAAAAGAAUUGGCCCGUCCACCUCUCGGACCAAUCAUCCACAAUCAAGAGGCUGGUAAUGAGCCCCCAGAAGCUUCCCAACCCCAUCACCCUCUUGACCACCAUGUGCAAUCAUCACCAAUCAAGCACCAUCUAAUCAGUCCCCCCUGAUUUUCCCCGUGAGACAAAUCCGGGGUUGAAAUCCCCCGAAAAGCCCCGAGCGCACUAUCACCUUGGAAUCCCUGGCAGUCCUCGGCCACCUGUUCCUCACUUUUUACCUGGGGUCCAUCGGCGAUCCAUCGCCACGCCCUCGAACCAAUCAACUCUCGCCCUCGGGCCUGACGUCAUCGAUAUCCAACCGGUAGGGUACUGAACCUAGGGUAGGGGAACAUCGGCCAAGACCUGCUUGCAGUGCAGCAUUAAACGGGGACCACGAGGCGGGUGAAUUUCAAGACCCCAAGAAGUGGGGGAUACCAACAAUCUCCAUCUCACUCACUCACCUAGGACCCAGUGGUCACCACCACGGGAUAAACUUGGCCUGCUGCAAGUGUGAGUUACACCGAAACCUCGAGAGAGUCGUUCCUCUUUGACUCCUUGUAAUUUUCAUUCGUACGCCAAAAAGACGACGUAACAGUGUCCACUGUCCAGCGAUACGUCAACUCCUGGUAUCUUACCCAUUCGAUAUCGGUCAAACCAUAAAACCAUAAAAUCAUAAAAUCAUAAAAUUAUAAAAUCAUAAAAUCAUAAAAUCAGAAAACCGGUCAAGUGUCACCCGUUGUCAUCCGUUAUAUGAUAAGAAAAUUAAUAGUCAUUGAUUUGAAAUCUUGUGUCAUGUUUUUAAAGUGAACGCGACGAAAGUGGGAAAAGGUAGUUUGAUGAUACGGGAGUGAUUGAUUCUGUCAAUGAUAUUGAUUGUCCAUGUUGCGGGGGGUGGCUAGGGGAUUGGGGUGGCUGGAAUAAGUGAAGUUAUUCUCGAGUGAUAACCACCAGGGUGUGAUGCCCUGGUUAUGGUUAAAAGUGAGUGAGGCUAGUGGAAAGAGGUGGUGGUGGUAUUAUCGUCGCAACCCAGUGGGAUUGAUUGGUUUGAUAGAACCCACGUGAUAUUAUGGUGGAAUUAGGUGGUAAAACGAGAUUGGUCUCGUACCUACAAAAAAUACGUAACAAUGAUAAUUAUCAAAGAUGUAGAACUAGAAGAAGAUAUCCACCUAGGAUUCUUAUUGUUGUACUUCUUGUACUCUGGUUACCGGCGUUGGAGAUACCGGGGGUUUUAGCCUGUGGUCCUGGUAGGGGUGGCGGAAGGCGACCAAUACUGCGCAAACUCACCCCAUUAGUUUUCAAACAGCAUGUGCCAAAUGUCAGUGAGAAUACACUGCCAGCCAGUGGAUUGCCAGAGGGACGGGUAUCAAGGGAUCACACGAGAUUUCGCGAUCUUGUUCCCAAUUACAAUGCCGAUAUCAUUUUCAAGGAUGAAGAGGGCACAGGAGCUGACAGGCUCAUGACUCAGAGGUGCAAGGAGAAGCUCAAUACACUGGCGAUAUCGGUGAUGAACCAGUGGCCUGGAGUGAAGCUCAGGGUGACUGAGGGAUGGGAUGAGGAGGGCAAACAUGCCACUGACUCUUUGCAUUAUGAAGGUAGAGCUGUGGAUGUUACGACCAGCGAUCGGGAUCGCUCCAAGUAUGGAAUGCUGGCUAGGCUCGCUGUUGAAGCUGGCUUCGACUGGGUCUACUAUGAAUCCAGGUCGCACAUUCAUUGUUCUGUUAAAUCAGAAUCGUCCUCAGUAGGAAAAUCCGGAGGUUGUUUCCCAGGAAGUAGUUCAGUGCUAACACCAAGUGGUCCAAAGCUCCUGUCCUCCCUAGGAGUUGGUGAGGCGAUAGCGUCCCUGGACUCGGCCGGAGAAAUCGUCUUCUCCGAGGUGAUAGCCUUCCUGGACUACGCGCCCUCAUCUAAACGCCAGUUCAUUCGACUGUCGACAUCAUCAGGGAGACAACUGACGCUGACGCCCUCUCACCUGGUACCAACAGAACCCAAGGACCUGAAGACACCCAGUAGUAUCAUCUAUGCAGCCAAAGUUCAGGUGGGAGACAGGAUUUUGGUGAGAGACGACGACAGAACCCUGCCUGGUGGCUCCAGAGUCAGGUGGGAUGAUGUCAUCGAGGCUGAACUCGUCCUGGAGGAAGGGGUAUAUGCGCCUCUCACCAGGGAGGGGACAAUAGUUGUUGAUGAUGUAGUCGCCUCGUGCUAUGCAAUCGUCAACAGUCAGACAAUCGCUCAAGUUGGCUUCUUCCCACUGAGGCUCCUUUCCACUAUUACUGAUGGACUCCAGAGUGUUAAAGACUUCUUCUGGCACUCACAUGGUGGCCAGGACAUCACCACCAACGAGAUCCAAGGCUCAAAGUCUAUGAACUCGAGGUGGAGACAGCCAGAGGGCCUCCACUGGUACGCCAACUUCCUCUACUCCAUAUCCACGUACGUUCUACCCUCCUCCAUGCUGUACUGAAUAUUUUUUAUUAUGGAGAUGGGAUCCACGUGGACAACAUACCGGUGUUUAUUUUUUUUUUCUUGUAAAGAAUGAUUGGAUUACGGCUUUAGAGGGGUAAUUUGAAGAGAAUUCUUUCGUUGACUGAUGAAUCGGGGAAAAUGUCGUUUUUUAUCUGAACUUCCUGAACUCUUCAGCGACCCCACGACCGUUAAAUUAAAAGGUCUCCGCGAUAAAAAAAAAUAUAAAAUCAGAAGGAAACUUUGAAGCUAGAAUUAUUAGUCGGGAAUGUGUAGAAAUUUCCGAAAUACAGCUUGAACAAUUCUCUCAUUUUACAGAAACAGGAUAAAAUGAGUUGAGGUAUAUUCGAAGAGGGGAAAUAAUUUCUAUAAAUAUUUUAAAAUGCGAAGUGGGACAGGUGUGAAUGCCGCCAUGUUACUUGCAUACUCUCUAAUUUAAAAAAUGGCGGUAUCACACCUCGUAUUUUCAAACAACUAUUAAAAUUAUUCAUCUUCAUUAAAUCACCCUCAAAUAGUUCAAUUCUUUUCCUAUAAAGUGAACAAUUUUUUAAUGUAAUUGUGCACAUAAUUCUACUCGUUCUUUAGCUGAAAAUUCAUAGACAAUCGUUUUCUUCUCCUUUUAGUGAUUUUUUAAAUCCCGAGCCUUUUAGUCCCAUGAUCAUCUGUAAUUAGGGAAUUAUCAGGCAGUUCGUCCAAGACGAACUUUCUGACGCUCGCAACGGUGAGUAUGCGAGGCAUAGAGCUAUGAUUAUUUAAUAAAAUUUUUUUAAAAAACAAAGUGUAGAAAAAAAGUCUUAAACAAAAGUUGGCCAGUGUUCAUCUACUCUGUACUCUUUUUUUUCCAUUGAUUAAAUUAAUUAAAUCCAGUGUCUCCAGUAGUCAUUACUCGCUUAUUCGAGGUUAACUGCGACUGGGAAAAUUCUGUAAAUAAAAAAAAAACGCCUCUAUUUUAUUGUAAAAUCAAUGAAUGUUAUCAUUAAUAGUUAUUGAUAUUUUUAUCACGGUAAUUAAUAUUUUUUUAAUUCUAUCAUAUUUAUCGGGUGACCGUAAGCGACUGUACUAUAGCCUCUUUCCUCUCUAUUUUAUUUUAAUUAUUAAUUAUUAUUAGCUUUGUUAGAAAUAACGAGUAGCGUUUUAACGAACAAAAAAUUAGGAAACAAAUUGGGAAAUUGAUUUCAAAUGAGCAGCUCCUGUUCUUAAUAUAAUGUGCUAUUUUUUCAUGUGAAAUGCUUAAGUUAUAUACCAGAAAAAAAAUAAAUAAAAAACACACAGUGUG